UAUAUAUAUACUUUUAUGUUUAUGGGUAUUUUGCCUGCAUGUAUGUCUACGCAUCAUGUGUGUGAUGCCCCUGGAGGCCAGAAGAGGGUGUGGGUACUAGGGAUCCAGGUCCUCUGGAAGAGCAGCCAGUGCUCUUAAGCACUGAGCCAUCUUUCCAACCCAAAGCUGGUUUCUUUUAAAACGUAACAUAGCUUAGUGUGGUGUCGUUCACCUGUAAUACUAGCACUCUGGAGGCUAAUGCAGCCUGGGCUGUAGCAAGAAUAUCCUAAAGGAAAAAAAGAGCAAAUACUAACAUAAUUAUUCAGAUGUCUUUAAGUACCAUGAGGCAGACUUCCUGAGCCCAAGGUUGAGUGGUGAGCACAGAUGGUGAGUUCUUAGGUUACCACCCAUUUUAUUUAAGAACAGUUUUUUAUUUGUUUGUUUUCUGGCCAUCUUUCCUGCUGUAGCAACUCUGCAAGGAAACCUCCACUCCUAUUUUUAGUUUGAAUUUUUAAAGACAAAAGCAGUUCUGUACAUUUGAUACUGUAUGAGAAAGAUGAUUUCAAUGUCUUAAAACUUUAUAUUUUAGGGAAUUUUUAGAGAAUCAUUAACUAAUGAUAAAUUAAUGGCAUGAGUCCACUAUUUUUUUUUUGCAGUUGUUCAAUACAACUUCCUGUGUCCUUUCUGUUCUAACAGUUCCUUAGCUAAAAUAAUUUUCAAAUUCUGAAUGUUCAGUUUGAAUUUUCUCUGCCUUUUUUAAAGGCUUAUAUUAUUUGCGCAUAGAGGAUAAUAUGUCCCUCAGCUGAUUUUUUUUCUUAAUGAAAAUAAUAUCUGCGUUUAUUUACAUAUACCUUCUUUUAAUGCUUUCAGAAGAUUUUUUUCCUUUAAAAGGCAUAGGUUAAACCACAACUAUAACUUGUAGAAACAAAUGAUAGUAAUCCUUUGGUGUUUGCUCUCUAAAUUGGUGAUCCAUUUUCUAACUUCAGAAACAUUUAAUAUAUGUGUUUUGAAGAGCUCCACACAGACAAGUUCUUUGAGAUGACAAAGUGCUUUAAGAAUUUGAAUUUCAUUUGUUUUAGGUCAAGUAUACCCCAGUGGGGAGUAGUUAAUGUAAGGUAGUUGAGUGAUUUAAACACGGAAUAACAAAACAGCAAAAUCUAUGCGUAUGAUGUCUAGCUUUCUUAGAAAAUGCUUUGUAAUCCCAUUUUCUGAGUGCCAGAUUUACUGUGCUUUGAUUGUGUAUACUUUGAUCUGCAAUUCUCAUUGCAAAAAUAGUGUGUGCAGUGUUGUAUUUGGGAAUUUAUUUUUAAGAAUUUUCCAAGUUUGUUUUUUUCCUUUUUUGUAUAUUACUUUGUUUGAAGACAAUGUCUAAAUAUGUAGCACUGGCUGGCCUCAAACUCAGUGUAUGGACCAUUGAUCUACCUCUUCUUCCCCUUGACUGCUAGAAUUCCAAGUGUGUGACACUACCCCUGGAUGUUUGGGUGAUUUUUUUUUUUUAAAUACAUUAGACUAGUAGUAUUUAAGGUAGAAAGUAGGUUCCAAAGAGCAAUAUUUUUGUUGUAUAAUUAAGAAAAGACAUUAGGGAUAGGCGUUUUAUAAAAAGAAACAGGGUCUGAUUGGUUAAUAAUGUAGGAGGCUAGAAGUUCAAAAUCUUAUGCAUGCUCCUCUUUCUGUCUCCUGCCUCAUGCGUGGUGAUUUGACUAACCUCAUUGUUCCUAAGUGAAUAUUUAGUGUAGUAGACUUAAAUUUUCAUCUUUAAAAAAUGCAUUCAUUUUGUUUAUUUUUUAAAUUAUAUUAAGGAUAUAAGGCCAUUUUCAUGCAAAUACAUAAUAUACUUGAAGAUAUUCCCCCAUUUUCAUCUUUUGAAGUAAAAUGAGUCUUUUGUUGUAUUUUAUCCAUAAAUCCUUAAGGCUAAGAGAAUGAUUUUGAGGCAAGAUUCACCUGCCUUCUCUUUGUUUUUGUUUUUUGUUUUAUUUUUUUCUUUCUGUCCUUUCUUGGGGCUGGAAUCUGGUGCCUGGAACAUACUAGGUAAGUGUUGUACACUGAGCUAAGCGUCCAGCUCUUUCAGCUUGUUCUUUUUAUAGCAACUCACGCUCAUGGAAACUAACUGGUGUCCCAAAAGAACUACAUUAAUCCCUUCUAGGAGCAGUGUCUCUUGUGGUCUCAUCACCUUCCCCUAGCUGCCACUUCUGAGAAGUUCUACCACCCACCUCUCAACCUUGCUUUGUGGAGAGUCGUGUUCUAGUUAGACCAUUUCCAUUUUUCCUGGUGGAAGCAUGUUUUAAGUGGUUCUGCCGAACUGCUCCUCUCCUGGGGAAGCUUACUUGAUACAAAGGCUUCUGACUGAUGUUUGCUGAUUGAAUAUUUUGAAUGCCAUGAAAAUCAUUUGUAAGCACAUAUACUUUGGUGUUUACAGAGCCCGAUGCCCAGGUUCAGAUCUUCUGCCACUUUUUGAGUAUUAAUGAGUUGUUUAACUUCUGUCUCUUUAACUGUAAAGUUGGGUAAAGAAUAAUGCAUCUUUUAAAGCAUUGAUGUUGCUGUUGAAGUAACUCAUCUAAGAAUUUGGUGCAUCCUUCUCAUGCAUUGUGUUACGAAUUUAUAUUAAGAAGCUAGUGGAAGUUUCUUGUUUUCAUUAAUGCUACAGUUUACACUGCUGUAUUUAUGGUCCAAAAUGGAAAAUACAUACAUUUAAUGUUCCUUUUUGAAAAUAGUUAUUGUAUUAACUACCAAAAGAAACUUGUUCUUAAAUUAGUGAGUGCCAAGUAUUAUUUCUGUAUCACCAAACUCUUUCUGCUUCAUGGCAAUGUCAUUUUCAAAGGGACAUUUAAAUACUCUGUACCCAUGUAGACAAACAGUAAUGUUAGAUUUGGCAUUUAUAAAGGUACUGUGUAUUCUGUUAGGUUUUUAAUAAAUAAGUGUGUGUGCCAUGGUAGUUGUGUAGAUGUGAGAGGACAGCUUGGAAAUUGGUUCUCUCCUUCUGCAAUAUGGGUCCUGUGAACUGAAUGUCAGCCUUGGUGGUGGAUGCCUCUACUUGCUCUGCCAUCUCCCUGACUCUAGUCUGUUGUCUCUUCUGUUCUAGCCGAAUUUAAAUCAGUUUGUGCAGACACAGACAGAGUUGUUUUCUUUCAGUGGGCAUUUUGUUUAAAGUUUUCACUUAGGGAUUAUAUUUGUAAGGAAUGUUAUAAAGUGCAUGUUGCUUUUUGGAAAAAAAUUAACAGUUAUAAUACUGUAAUUUAAGAACAAGCUUCUUUUUGUAGAAUUCAAUUAUUUUAUGUAAUUUCAUAAAGGUUAUUUAUAGUUACUGAAAGAGAAUUGGCUAAACAAGCGACAGUCUCCACCCUGAAAUGCGUGGUUAAGGCAAUACAGAGAGACCGCUAACGUGGAAAGGUGACGGGGGAGGGCAGCUAAUGGGGCUCUGGUCUGUGUUUCCCCCUUUCGUUUGAAUUUAAUAGAUUGUCCUUUGACUCUUCCCUACUUGAUUUGUGUGACUCAGUGAAAGUGGUGUGUAUGGUGCUCCCCACUGCUUCACUGCUACUGAAAACACUAAUAAAGAAUUACUGAGAAGAGUCAGAAAUCAUGACUAAACAGUAUGUAACAAUUUUAUUCAGCUCUAUAAACAUGUUUUAUUUAUUCAGUUGUGUGAAGGGGCAUGGGUGUGCUAUAUAUAGCAUAUAUAUUGAGGUCACAUGACAAUUUUUUGGUUCUUUCCUUUCACCGUGUUGAGGCAGGGUUUGUCUUUUUUCUGCCAUGCUGUAUCCUCCAAGUUAGCUGGCUUGAAAGCUUCUAGAUGUUUCUCUAGUUUCUGUUUCCUGUCUCACUGUGAAAGUGCUGAGACAGCAGAUGCAGACCACUGCAUCUGGCUUUUUACACGGAUUCCAGGAUCCAACUCGGGUCACCAGGCUUGUAUGCCAAGUACUUUUAUUUGCUGAGUUGUCUGGCUGGCCCCUAAAUCUUUUUUUCAAUAAGAAAUUACAUUAGAUUCAGAGUCCUUUUUAUGCUAAUUAAUUUAAACUAAUUCAGACGUUUAUAGAGAGCGAAAAGUAAUUCAGGAGCCUCUUUUACUCUUCUCCAACUCUGUAUAUAUGUGUACCUGUGUACCUGUAUACAUGUGUGUGGGUGGCAUGUGCACAUGUGUCCGCAUGUGUAUGAAAGCCAGAGUUCAACUUCGGAUGUCUUCCUCAGUCUCUCUCCACUUUUCUUUUUUUUCAAGAUAGGGUCUCUCAUUAGCCCUGUGGAUAGACCACUGAUUCAAGUAGGGUAGGUGACCAGCAAGCCUCAGGGAUCGCCUCCUGUCUCUGCCUUCCUGAUGCCGGCCGGGCUUGUAGGUAUGUGCAGCCACACUCAGCUUUUUUACGUGGCUGUGGGGGAUCCCAGCUCAGGCCCUCAUACUUGCAUGAUAAGCAUUUUACCUCCUUAGCCACCUCCCAGUCUCUUCUCCCUCUUUAUGCAAAGAUAAACUUCAAUUAAUAAUUUGGUAAGAAACUUUAUAGUACCCCCCAACCCAGGGCAUAUGCCUUAAUAUCUUCAGGUACUAAUUGAUAGUAAUCAGUAUUUUUGUUCAUAAAAUUGUUUUUUUUUUAAUGUAAAUAGAAAAUCUCAGAGAUAAUGUAUUAGUACUUUGUAGAUUCUAAACUAUUGUUUUAUGUACUGUUUUUAAAUGAAUAAAUCUUCAAUAAGUGUUUGAAAGUGAAAAUGUUAAUGCAUUUAAACAUUCUUGAUGUGGUGGCCCACGCCUUUAAUCCUAGACUGAGGAGGCAGAGGCAAGCAUCUCUCUGUGAGUUCAAGGCAAGCCUGGUCUACAUAGAGACUUCCAGGCUGGCCAAGUGAGACCCUGUCCAAAAACAAACAAACAAAAAGAACAAAGACAAAGACAAAUUCUCAAAAAUCGAGUUUUUUUAUAUACUUUUAUUUCAGUGUGCUUUUUCUACUUAGUAAUUGUGUUGUUGAGCUGAGAACAUCUCCACCAGUAAUGUGCUUGCUUGCCUUGCAAGCCUGAGGCCCUGAGUUCAGAUCCUUAGCACCCACUUAAAAAUCCAGGCAAUCCAGUCUCUGUGGAGUGGAGACUAUCUCUAGGGCUCAGUCAGUGAGUUCCAGGUUCAGGGUGAGAACCUGGCUAGAUUAAAAAGGAAGUUGGAGAGUAAUAGAGCAGGGCGUUGAUGGCAAUUUCAGUGCAUACAUGCACAUUCACACACACAGUGUGUUGUGGAUAGCUAAAGACUUCUUACUAGAUUUUGAAUACCUCAAGUUGUGAAGCAUCUGGCUUUAAAAACCUUUCAAAUUGUAGGACCUAUUUAGGCAUAUAUAUUAGGAAAACUGAAUGCAUUCUGGAAAAAAAAAAAUACGUUCCUGAGAUUUCCUUUCAACAAUACUUUUGAAGCACAGAUAAACUUACUUCCUGUCACACAGUUUCCUGUAUCCAUGGUAACCCCGUUUUACACAUUGACUGUAGAGGAACCAGUGUGAAGAGUGGCGUUUCCUGAGCAAGCUGUGACUUUAAAAUUCAAAGGAGGUGGUGUGUUGGAGGUCAGCAGUGGCCCAGAAAGAAAUUGAGUUAAGGAAUGGCGCUCUUCAGACUUAAAACAAAAGUCUUUGCUUAAGUAAGCCAAGUGGUGAUAUGAUUUUCUUUUUCUUGAAUUACAUCCAAGGGUCCCUAAGCCAUUGUCUUCAUUGACUCAUCUUCAGGGAAAUUCCAAUUUUGUGAAUGCAAACUUUUGGGUCUUCAAGACUGGCUAGCCUCUUCAGCCAUUGCUGUAAACAUCUGUUGUCAGAAUCCCCUAUCUAUGUGUGGCACAACAUUAUGUUAUAUUAAAUGGACUGACAUUACAAAUUGCACUUUACCUUCGACAAACAUAUCCAGAGCUUGGGCUGUAAAAUCUCUUCAUAUUCAUCACAAGACCACUGCACUAAUGAUGGCCUGGCAUAAAGUAACCACAAGUGGGGAACAUUUGGAAAACACUGUGACUGAGAGCAUUACCGUCUGGGAGCGGAUCCGAGCUUCAUCUGCCAGUAGGUUUUUUCAAGAGAAUACACUUGGUAAUAAUGCAUUAGAGACGACCACAGUUUUACCUGUGCAAAUACAGCUUACUCCUGUUAACUUGAACUUGGAAAAAAACAGUGCUCUGCCAACUGAUGCCUCUUCUGUGUCAGGAAAAACAUCUCUAAUUUGUACCCAAGAAGUUGAGAAGUUGAAUGAGGCGUUUGACAUUUUGCUAGCGUUUUUCAUCUUAGCUUGUGUUGUAAUCUUUUUUUUGAUCUACAAAGUUAUUCAGUUUAAACAAAAAUUAAAGGCACUAGAAAACUCAGUGGAAAAUAGACUUGAGUAUUACAGCUUUUAUCAGUCAGCAAGAUAUAAUGUAACUGCCUCAAUUUGUAAUACCUCCCCAAAUUCUUUGGAAAGUCCUGGCUUGCAGCAGAUUGGACUUCAUAAACAAAUUGUUCCUGAAAACGAGGCACAGGUCAUUCUCUUUGAACAUUCUGCUUUAUGAAUCAAUUAAAUAUUGACUAUAAAAAACCAUGUAGUGCCAUGUGGAUAUAAAAUUUAAUCUUUCUUAUAGAAUUAUAUACUUUACUUGGAAACAUAAUAAAUUAUAUGAUGUUAGGAUUAUUAAGAUGCAUAUUAGUAAUUUGAAUAAAGUGUAUUUAUUCUGCA
Peromyscus californicus insignis is the source of this 6628-nucleotide messenger RNA. It is a transcript of the gene Lrrc70, whose product is annotated as leucine rich repeat containing 70. The transcript is spliced from 2 exons. NCBI's taxonomy places the organism in Eukaryota, Metazoa, Chordata, Mammalia, Rodentia, Cricetidae. The coding region runs from base 5760 to 6464 and encodes 234 amino acids. The record is from RefSeq and is a predicted model, not a curated record.